This is a messenger RNA of Lingula anatina, 967 nucleotides long. Its product is annotated as beta1,4-N-acetylgalactosaminyltransferase A-like. Gene Ontology annotation, cellular component: Golgi apparatus. Gene Ontology annotation, biological process: glycosphingolipid biosynthetic process; carbohydrate metabolic process. Lineage: Eukaryota; Metazoa; Brachiopoda; Lingulata; Lingulida; Lingulidae. Gene Ontology annotation, molecular function: N-acetyl-beta-glucosaminyl-derivative 4-beta-N-acetylgalactosaminyltransferase activity; galactosyltransferase activity. The record is from RefSeq and is a predicted model, not a curated record.
GCGAAAAGAGUCAAUGAAGUUGUUGUCUCAUACUAUGCAGUUUCAGUGUGCUAAGAUUGCUUUCUUCUCUAUUUCAGUCUUCCUUACGGUCCCCUUGUGGGCGGUGUACUGAUGUUCACUCCCCAGGACUUCCAGGCUGUCAAUGGUUAUUCCAACGCUUACUGGGGCUGGGGAGCAGAAGAUGAUGAUAUGGGUUAUAGAAUAAAAAAGGCUGGUUUAAGAGUUUCGCGCCCAUCCCUCAAUACCGGCCGUUAUACUAUGUUAGUGCAUACACAGCGCAGGAAAAACGAAAGAAGAGUUGAAAUUCUUCAUAAAGGCAUGGAGCGACAGCCCUGGGACGGUCUGAGUAACGUUAACUACUCAGUGCUUGACAUCAGAUUAAAUCCCCUGUUCACGCACAUGUUGAUAGACAUAGGGAAAACGCCUGACACGUACUGAUACCAAGCACGCGUUCAUCUAGGGAUGCAACAAUACAUAUACCAGCAUAUAUUGCUUUACUACUGAAAAGAGCGACAGACAGAAGUCUUGUACCAGGAAUGGUAAUCUACUAAGAACCAUAGUCUGCCUCCCAUGUCUUUGUUCCGGUGACAUUCUUCUCAUAUACUAACCCCAAUACUCCGACUUACCUUAACCUGUUCUAAUUAUAUGGGAUCCCGGACUUUAUUCAUAGGACUACCAUUCCUGUUACAUCUGUCUUAAAGCCAGCGGUGCUUUAUUAAUUUGGCAUAUUUAUUGCUUUAAUGAGCAAUUUUAAAAAAGGAUGUGAAUAAAAGUUUUUUUCGGCGUAGACACAGAGACACUUGUGAUUUAGCGUUACUUUUUGCUUCGUGAUUUUAGAUACCGUUGUUACGAUGUACGACUCGAGGACCGUCGAAAAGAUGAACAUAGUUUUCAGCACGGGGCUAACAUUUACUCUGAUGAAAAAUUCACAUCGGAUUUCUGUUUUCAAAAGAAUUCUUAAAUUGCG